Molecule: messenger RNA, 861 nt
Organism: Acanthamoeba castellanii str. Neff
Lineage: Eukaryota; Discosea; Longamoebia; Acanthamoebidae
Exons: 1
Coding region: 1-861 (286 amino acids)
Source: RefSeq, a predicted model, not a curated record
AUGGGCCGCAGCACCAAGAAGAUGGAGUCGUUGGUGGAGCUGAGUGGGAGGGCGGUGGCGCGCAGCGUGGCAAAGAUGAAGGAGGAAGAGCUGUCUGCUUAUCUGGCCCUCAUGCCGAAGGACUUGUGGGGCACCAUCCUGUGGCAGCUUUCGAAAUGCAACCUCCUCGACCGGGGACGAUUCGUGAAGCAUCUUCUUCCGCAGUGCGCGCCCUACAUAGACGCUCUUCAAUUCACCGCUUCCAAUGCUCGCGAGUGGUUGUACGACACCGACGUCAAUCUGGUCGUGAGGCAGUGCCCCAACCUCACGCAGCUCGAUCUCUCGCGCUGCCGCCACCUCAUGACGCCCCGCAUCCAUCACCCACAGCUCAAGCGGCUGGCACUGCUCGAGGCAGGCAGGAAGGAGUUCAAUCCUUCGAUUGAUUGCCCGCAGCUGCGUGCCUUCGCUCUCCAGCUGCAGAACAUCCGAGUGUUCAAGAAGCAGAUGGCGCUGCUCGCGACCCGCUCGCCUCUGUUGGAGGAGCUGCAUCUCGUGGGGCCGAUCGAUCUCAAGGUGCUGACGAUAGCGUUCCCCAAUCUGCAAACCCUGCACCUCAUCGGGUGCAUCAGCCUGCGCAUGUCGUCCAUUCUACCCGUCGUCGCGUCCCACCCGCGCCUGACCCGAGUGAUCUUGGACGAAUUCCUGCGACCCGAGCUGCCGGAGACCCUCCUCGACCGAGGCGAGGAUGACACCACGCAGGCCCGCGAGGGCGAGGAUGAGGAGGACGUGGAAGAGGAACAACGUGGCGCCCCAAGCGAGGAAGAGAAGCAAGUACGGGAGAUCUUGCAUCGGGGUGUAAUCUUUGGCUUCGCCACGUUGUGA